Penicillium odoratum is the source of this 705-nucleotide messenger RNA. RefSeq names its product glutathione S-transferase family protein. Bases 1 to 705 code for a protein of 234 amino acids. NCBI's taxonomy places the organism in Eukaryota, Fungi, Ascomycota, Eurotiomycetes, Eurotiales, Aspergillaceae. The record is from RefSeq and is a predicted model, not a curated record. The transcript has a single exon.
AUGCCUUUAACCCUCCACCACUUGGGCCUAUCCCAAUCAGAGCGCAUAAUCUGGCUCGCCGAAGAGCUCAACCUCGACUACAAAUAUGUCUUCCACAAGCGCGACCCAGUCUUUGCCCCUCAAUCAAUCAAAGACCUCCACCCCGCCGGCACAGCACCAGUAAUGGAAGACGACCCAUCUCCCAUAACCAACAACAAAGUUGUGCUCGCUGAAUCAGGCGCUAUAAUGGACUACAUCGUCGCAGUGCAUGGAAACGGGCGCCUAUCACCCACGCCCAAAGACGGUGCCACCUAUGCCAAUUUUCUAGAGUGGUAUCAUUUCGCCAAUGGCAGUCUCCAGCCUACAUUUCUACGACUCCUUAUGGCGCGGAGCGGGGAUGCGAACUCCCCUUUUGCGAAGAGUACAUUCGCUAGGUUGGAGAGGUAUCUUGAUAUGCUUGAUGCUCGUCUUGCUGAGACGGGGGCUUAUCUUGCUGGAAAGGAGCUUACGCUUGCGGAUAUUAUGAUAUUUUUUACCUUGACUACUAUGCGGGGCUUCUGUCCUGUGGACUUUGAUGCGGAGAAGCAUAAGCAUCUGCUUGCCUAUUUGAAACGGGUUUCUGAGCGUCCGGCAUACCGGAAGGCGAUGAAGAUCUGUGAAGGUGAUGAAUUUACGCCUUUGAUUGGGGCGAAGGUGGAGUUGUUGCAUUUGUUGAAGAAGGCGUAA